AUUCGCGGCAUCAUUCCGCUGCACCAACAUACGCUUCUGCGCGCACGAUGACACGGGCGGCGGAUGCCCCGCAGCGAUGGGCUUACUCCAUCGAAAACAAUGCUUGGAUCGUUUGUGGCCAGUCAAACGGAAGCUAAUCAUGCUGAGCCUGACCUCGGAAGGGCGUGUCCAGCUAGGGAUCUCCUCCCAAGAGAAAACGCAUGGCAUCGGAGGUCUCUUACUGCUAUAAGUGCUACAGACCUGGUUAGGUUUCGAGCUCGCUCUAGGGUUGCGAACUUUCUUCUUCCACUUCUCUCACCUCUUCUCAUUGACCUCAAGUCUCGUCGCGACCAUGACUAUCCCCAUCUACAUCGCCGGCGUUGCUGUCUUGGGGUUCUUCCUGUAUAGGUUGCUCUAUGGAACUGAUACACCACAUAUCAAGGGACUGCCAGAAGUCCCUGGCCUGCCUCUUUUUGGAAGCUUGCACGAGCUUGGUACGAACCAUGCGAAAGUAGCGCAAGGAUGGGCGAAGAAGUAUGGCCCCGUCUUCCAAGUGAGGAUGGGAAACAGGAGGAUCGUAUUCGCGAACUCGUUCGAUUCCGUCCGCCAUCUCUGGAUCACAAACCAAUCCGCGAUGAUUUCUCGACCUAUGCUUCACACGUUCCACAAGGUGGUGUCUUCCUCCCAAGGCUUCACUAUCGGUACCUCGCCAUGGGAUGAGUCUUGCAAGAACCGUCGCAAGGCCGCUGCCACAGCACUUAACCGACCCGCCGUUCAGUCCUACAUGCCUCUCAUCGAUCUCGAAUCCACCGUCUCCAUCAAGGAACUACUAUACGACAGCAAGGGUGGAGAGAUCGAUCUAGAUCCGCGAGCAUACUGGCAACGAUAUGCCCUGAACACGAGUCUGACGCUCAACUAUGGAUACAGGAUAGACGGCAACAAGGACGCUCCUCUUCUGAAAGAGAUCGUGGAUGUCGAGCGUGGUGUAGGAAACUUCAGGUCGACGAGCAACAACUGGCAGGACUAUGUGCCACUUCUAAGACUCUUCCCUAGCCAAAGCAAUGAGGCGAUCAGCUUCCGAAAGAGGCGAGAUGUGUACAUGGACCGACUCAUAAACACACUGACAGAGAGGAUUGAGAAGGGUACGGACAAACCGUGCAUCACCGGCAAUAUCAUGAAGGACCCAGAAGCGAAGCUGAACAGAGCUGAGAUCAAAUCUAUCUGCCUGACCAUGGUAUCAGCCGGUCUCGACACCGUACCAGGCAACCUCAUCAUGGGCAUCGCAUACCUUGCAACUCCCCACGGCCAAAAGAUCCAGCAACGCGCAUACGAAGAGAUCAUGAAAGUGUACCCCAACAACGAUGCAUGGGAGAUGUGUAUCCACGAAGAGAAGAUCCCAUACAUCACCGCUCUUUACAAGGAGAUUUUGCGAUACUGGACUGUCAUCCCCAUCUGCCUCCCCAGGGUCUCGAUCAAGGACAUUGAAUGGAACGGCGUCAACAUCCCAGCGGGAACAACCUUCUACAUGAAUGCAUACGCCGCCGACUACGACGCAGAGCACUUCAAGAACCCAGAGAAAUUCGAUCCAGAGCGCUACCUCGACGUUCCAGAUGGUGCAGGAACACCACAUUACGGAUACGGCGCUGGCUCACGCAUGUGCGUUGGCUCGCAUCUUGCCAACCGCGAGCUAUAUACUGCUUUUGUGAGGUUGAUCUCGGCUUUCAAGUUUACGCCGCCGGUAGACCCGCGGGAUGAGCCGGUCAUGGACUGCCUCGAUGCGAAUGCUAUCCCGACUAGUUUGACACUUGAACCGAAGUACUUCAAAGUCGGGUUCAAGCCAAGGAACAGGAAACUGCUAGAUCAGUGGAUCAGGGAGAGCGAAGAGCGAACGAAGGAUUUGAUGUAGAUUUGUAUACAGCAUGGUCAUUGAUAUAUAGCAUGUACGUAGUCUAUAUAAGAGUACACCUCCAA
This is a messenger RNA of Alternaria rosae, 1950 nucleotides long. Its product is annotated as cytochrome P450 phenylacetate hydroxylase-like protein. The record is from RefSeq and is a predicted model, not a curated record. The transcript is spliced from 3 exons. NCBI's taxonomy places the organism in Eukaryota, Fungi, Ascomycota, Dothideomycetes, Pleosporales, Pleosporaceae. Gene Ontology annotation, molecular function: monooxygenase activity; heme binding; iron ion binding. The coding region runs from base 332 to 1885 and encodes 517 amino acids.